AUGGCGUCCAGCCAGCAGAAGGUCGUCCAUCAAGACUACAUCGCGCGCAUUCGAUACUCGAACGCCUUACCACCACCGCCGAAUCCGCCGAAGCUCCUCGACAUUCCGGGCACCGGUCUUUCAGGCGGACAAUACACCAGUGCAGGAUAUGCAUCGCGGCUGGCAAGGGAGCAGCCGCUCAAUAUCGAGGCGGAUGCGGAGCUGGGCAUGCCAAUCGAUCUCAUAGGCAUACCGGGUAUCUUCGACGGCGAUGAGCGCGGUAAGGCGGUGUACAUGUUAAUCUGAGGCAAGACCGGGUGCUGAUGGAAGACAGCUAUCUCGACGCGAUCCGGACCACAAACACUACAUCCUGCAGACAAGGCCCUGCUCAAGCCCGUCGCGGCGCUUGGGAAGCCCAAUGCCGGCGGAGCAGUCUCGUUCUUGCGGAGAACAGAGUACACCGCUUCGCAGAGCACACAGCACUUCACAUCGUCAACUUCCAAAGACUUGGUAAAACUACGCAACGAUGGCAAGAAGCGCAAGCCAAGUGUGAACAAGGAGGACCCGAUCAACAUCAUGAGAAACAUCAUCAAAGGCUUCGAUAUCGCGUAUCCGAAAGAUGUAUACAGAGGCGAGGACAGUACUACGAACCUAAGAGGAGCACCCGCGACUGAUCAGGAGGCGAAAGCAUGGUCGAAUCCACGGCACCCCUCGAAACCGGACCUGAAGCUGCUCGACUCGUAUCCAAUCCUCCCUGAUCUAGACGCAAUACCUUCCACUGGCUUCUACAUGGUCAUGAGAUUCAACGGCAACCCUGUAGACAAGAGUAGGAAAUACGACGAGCGGCUGGACACUGCCAUCUUGAGGCCAGUCACGAACGAGGAUGGUGAAGCCGCAUAUUUGGACAAGCAGGCAGCGUGGGAGGAGUCCGACCAAAAGAAGCCCGCACCCAUACGCGAAUACGACUAUGACUAUUUCCUUCCGGAAGACGCGUCGGCACCUCGGGGCAUUAAGCGCAAGCUCAAUGUCAAUGACCCGGAGAACGAUGAUUCAGAGCUGUACACCGACGACCUUGGCAAUGGUCGGCGGGCAUUCAAGUACACGCGGCUACGUACGUAUGAAACACGGGCUCAGGAAGGUGAUCCCAACGAGUUCUACAAUUCGACUGUGGCAGUGGCGCUGCACGAUCCUGAGACCGAUGUUGGUACCACGCCGGGCGCCAAGAAACGACUACAGAAAGGAGCAUACUUCUAUCCGGUUGUGCAGAGGACGUCACUACGACCCAAGCGAAACGUCGGAAAAGCGCUGUAUCAGGAUGAAGAGCCGAAAGUCGAUGAGAUUGACGUUACGAUUGGUGACAUGAAUGAGGACACGCAGGCGAAUCAGUUGGAGAGGAAGGCUCAAUUAGAUCCAAACCUGCGCUCAACUGCAGAAGGUUGA
This is a messenger RNA of Lecanosticta acicola, 1419 nucleotides long. NCBI's taxonomy places the organism in Eukaryota, Fungi, Ascomycota, Dothideomycetes, Mycosphaerellales, Mycosphaerellaceae. The record is from the annotation of a GenBank genome assembly.